This is a messenger RNA of Condylostylus longicornis, 1555 nucleotides long. RefSeq names its product guanine nucleotide-binding protein subunit beta-5 (gene Gbeta5). The transcript has 8 exons. The record is from RefSeq and is a predicted model, not a curated record. Gene Ontology annotation, molecular function: protein binding; signaling receptor complex adaptor activity. NCBI's taxonomy places the organism in Eukaryota, Metazoa, Arthropoda, Insecta, Diptera, Dolichopodidae. Gene Ontology annotation, cellular component: cytoplasm; heterotrimeric G-protein complex. Gene Ontology annotation, biological process: G protein-coupled receptor signaling pathway; G protein-coupled dopamine receptor signaling pathway. Bases 102 to 1163 code for a protein of 353 amino acids.
AAAAAAUAAUCAAUAAAUUAAAAUUUGUUUUUCAUUGUUUUUUUCUCCAAUUUAAAACUAAACAAUAAAAACUAUAUUUCGUAAAAAAAAUAGCUAUCAAAAUGGCUGAAAUUUCGGUUCCAAACAAUACAAAUGAUAAACUAACGAAUCUAAUAAAAGAAGCAGAAUCUUUGAAAACGAAAUUGGAAGAAGAACGCCAAAAAUUAAAUGAUAUGAAUCUCACAACUGUUGCUGAAAGGCUAGAAAUGAUAACGUACAUUAACAUUAAGCCAAGAAGAGUUUUAAAAGGUCAUCAAGCCAAAGUACUGUGCUCAGAUUGGUCACCAGAUAAACGUCAUAUUGUUUCAUCUUCUCAAGACGGCAAACUUAUAAUUUGGGAUGCAUUUACUUGCAAUAAAGAGCAUGCUAUAACAAUGCCAACAACAUGGGUAAUGUCAUGUGCUUAUGCUCCAUCAGGGAAUUUGGUUGCGUGCGGAGGCUUGGACAAUAAAGUAACAGUUUAUCCAAUAUUAAAUGAUGAGGAUAUGUCAACAAAAAAGCGAACUGUUGGAACACACACGAGCUAUAUGUCUUGUUGCAUAUUUCCGAAUUCUGAUCAGCAAAUAUUAACUGGUAGUGGUGAUUCUACAUGCGCUUUAUGGGAUGUAGAAUCGGGCCAACUUUUACAGAGUUUCCACGGUCAUACUGGGGAUGUUAUGUCUAUUGACUUAGCACCUAACGAGACUGGAAAUACUUUUGUUUCUGGGAGCUGUGACAAAAUGGCUUUUAUUUGGGAUAUGCGUUCUGGGCAAGUUGUUCAAUCAUUUGAAGGGCAUCAAUCUGAUGUGAAUAGUGUUAAAUUUCACCCUUCAGGUGAUGCUAUCGCUACAGGUUCUGACGAUAGUACUUGUCGUCUAUUUGAUAUGAGGGCAGACAAAGAAAUUGCUAUUUAUGCAAAAGAAAGUAUAAUAUUUGGUGUGAAUUCUGUAGAUUUUUCAGUCAGUGGUCGUCUAUUAUUCGCUGGUUACAACGAUUACACUGUUAAUAUAUGGGAUUCAUUAAAAUCACAAAGAGUUUGUCUAUUAUAUGGUCAUGAAAACAAAGUUUCUUGUGUUCAAGUUUCCCCAGAUGGAACAGCGUUAUCAACUGGUAGUUGGGAUUAUACAAUCAGAGUCUGGGCUUAAACUUACUAUAAUAAGCAUAAAAAGGAAUAAACAAAAUUACGCGCACAAAUACUUCAAAAAAAUAUUAAAUAUAAAUAAGUUACAAUCCGGUUUAUGGAAAAAAGGAUUAAAAGUUAUUAAAAAUUGGUAUAACUUUGAAACUGGAUAACAAGAUUGAUCUUUAUUUACAUACGAAAUCUAAUAGAAUUGAACUUAAAACUUAAUAAUUCCUAUAAGUAUAAAUUGAUGUCGUCUAGUCUUUUUUAAAUUUAUGUAUUAGUUUUAAGAUUUUUAUUUUGUGAUAUCUUUUUGUUGGUUUAGUGUAAAGUAAACUUAUAUGAUUGUAUAGUUAAAGUGAUAACAGAAAAUCAAGUACAUAUAUUAAAUGUUACUAAUUGCAUUUCUCAUAUGCA